AUGGCCGAGGAUUUUAUGCGCCAAUUCGGCGCUGAAACAGCAGAAGCAAUGCUGUUCUAUGAUAUUGAAGCAAUGUUAACAGAACAAGGACGAAGUUAUAGCGACUUUGGCAUACCAAUACCAUCCAAAAUUUACGAAACACUGAACGAAGGACAAGGUGUCAGUGUUUUAACAGUUGCAUGGACCGGGAUUGCUCCGAAUUUAUUGGCUGAAGGAAGAGCGGUUCAUAGUCGUGUUAAACUUACAGUGCCUCUCUUGGAGAUGUCUACAUCCAGUAUUCGACCAAACACUAAGGAAGCCGACACAAUUGGAAAGGCUGACGUCGUCAUUUGGGACGAAGCACCGAUGGCCCAAUCCUAUGCACUUAAAGCUGUUGAUAUUUUACUUAGGGAUAUAAUGAACAUAAAUGUACCUUUCGGUGGAAAAAUUAUGCAAGUACUUCAACGUCUACCUGGAAUAGAAAAAGUGUACUCAAGUGUGGAUGACAUUGAAUGUGAUGACGACGAAGAUAUCCGCAAUUAUCCAACAGAAUUUCUGAAUAGUCUUACUCCAUCAGAUAUGCUUCCUCAUCAUAUAUGUCCAACUUGA
Molecule: messenger RNA, 588 nt
Organism: Rotaria socialis
Lineage: Eukaryota; Metazoa; Rotifera; Eurotatoria; Philodinida; Philodinidae
Source: the annotation of a GenBank genome assembly